UUUAUUGCGAAAAAGUUAUGCAUUUUCUCGUUAAUCCAAUUUAUCAACGUGAAUCAUACCCGCGAACUGUACUUAGUAUUCUACUUACUGUGCAAAUUCAACGAUUUAUUCCCCCCUUAAUAAGCGUGGGCUCACCACAAAUGACAAAAUUACCAUUUUCAGCGGAUGGAGAAAUAUCUCGUUAACAAAAAUCUACAUAUUGUGUCAAAAACGUGCUAGAGCCUCUAGAUAUGCAGAAGAAAAAUCACCGUGAAGACAAUGUCUUGGACGAACAAGUAUUGUACAAGAGGGUCGUGGUUGUUAUUAGUAGCGAUUUUGAUUCUUUUUGUUAUCAUCGUCUGCUUACUGUGUCAUUCUGCAACGAAAUCGUCAACUGGUGAGAAAGUUGUUACCAAAAUAGAAGAAAAUACCACCACGAUCGUUACACUAGAUACAACUGCACCCCCGAACGUCUGUUUAACGGAAAAAUGUGUCCACUCAGCCGCUGAUAUAUCAAAAAUGAUUGAUACAACUGUCGAUCCUUGCCACGACUUCUACAAAUUCGUCUGUGGUAACUUUAUCAAAAAUAGUGUCAUUCCGGACCACAAGACGACAAUCAAGACCUUCUCCAUCGUCAAUGAUAGAGCUAAACUCCAAUUGAAAAGUCUGCUUGAAAAACCGUCACACCAAGACGAUUCAAAACCUCUCAAACUCCUCAAAACCGUCUACCAAUCCUGCAUGAACACCACCCAAAUGGAAACUGAGUCCCUCAUUUUCAUUAGACGCGUUUUCAAAGAAAUGGGGGGCUGGCCUGUGAUUGAUCCAAACUGGAACGAGAGAAAAUUCGACUGGAAACAAGUCUUGUUUCGGCUUAGACGAAGCGGGUGGUACUUGAAUUUUUUUGUAGCUAUGCAGAUUGACGUAGAUGCGAAAAACUCGUCAAGGAGGAUUCUUACAAUUACUUAUCCCCACAUUUCCAACUAUCGCAGUUUGUCAAAAGGUGUCAAUCACACCGACACUCAAGCUUACUACGACCACAUGGUGCGAGUGUUGUCGCUUUUCGGCGCCCCCAAACUCUCAGCGAGUGUCGAAAUGAACGAAGUCCUCGAAUUCGAGAUCAGCCUGAGCAAAAUAGUCGCUUCUGACAAAGCGUCGGCUUCCGAGUACAACCCAAUGACGAUUAAAGAACUGCAAGAGAGUGUCCAUAGCAUACCUUGGUUGCAACUGAUCAACAACUAUCUAGCGCCUGAGCAGAUGCUCAAAUCCAGAGAUGUUGUCAACGUUACCUUGCUCAAAUUUUUGAAAAACUUGGAAGAUUUGCUGCUCAACACCAACAAGAGAAUUCUAGCCAAUUACAUGUUCUGGUAUAUCGUCAAGAAGUGCAUCAAUCAUCUUCCGCAGAAAUUCAGAGAGCGCAAUUUUGACUAUCUUAGGGUUGUGAAAGGGACGGCACGUGCCGCUAGAUGGGAUCAGUGUAUCAAGGAGAUUGAUAAACUGAAUGUAGCUGCAUCGUAUGUAUACGUGAAGAAUUUCGUCAACACUGGAAACAAGAAUUUGGUGAAAGAAAUGGCCACGUAUAUCCAGGAAGCGUUUGUUGAGGUUGCGCAAAACAAGUCUUGGUUGGAUUUAGAGACCAAAGAGCGCGUCAUUUUGAAAGCGGGUAAAAUCGGUCAACGGAUUGGGUUUCCGGACGAACUUCUGAAUGAUAGUGUGGUUGAAGAGUUCUACAAAGGGCUGGAACUAGACCCUUUCAACCAUUUCCUGAAGAUCAACUUAAACGUAUCUUCGUUUCUUCACAAAAAAACCGUCAAAACAUUUAGACAAAGAGUGGUCAAAUCGGACUGGAUGUCACAGGCUUACUGCUACACAGCAAACGGCUUCUUCAAAGCAAAGAGCAACUCAAUAGAAAUUAUGGCUGCUUUGCUCCAAUACCCGUUCUUCGAUGGAGACAGACCCUACUACAUCAAUUUUGGCAGAAUCGGGGAGGUGAUAGGGCACGAAAUCAUCCACGCUUUCGACGGUGAAGGCAACCAGUACGACGAAAACGGCAACUUGAAUUCGUGGACACCCGAAGCCGUGAAAUCCUUCAAAGAAAAAUCAGAAUGUUUCGUGGGACAGUAUGGAAAUAUGACUAUUCCGGAAAGCGGUAUGGCGGUAGAUGGUGUGAAAACUUUGAAUGAAAAUAUAGCCGACAAUGGAGGUUUCAAGAUAGCUUAUAGAGGGUACUUGAAGUGGGUCAAGCGAAACGGGGAAGAAUUUCUUCUGCCUGGACUCUCCUACAGUCCAAGACAGAUAUUCUGGAUUUCGGUAGCUACCAAUGGGUGUGCCAAGUACCGCAAGGAAGCUCUAGGAAAGUUCGUGAGUACCAACGUCCACGCUCUCGAGUAUUUCCGGGUUAUGGUACCGUUCAUGAACCUGGAGGAUUUCAGCAAAGAUUUUAAUUGUUCGACAGGAUCGGUGAUGAAUCCCGAAGACAAGUGUGAAGUGUGGUGAAAAUCACUCCAUUUCUGUUAAUAAAGAGUGCACCAGA
Zophobas morio is the source of this 2509-nucleotide messenger RNA. Its product is annotated as neprilysin-2-like. Bases 259 to 2472 code for a protein of 737 amino acids. Gene Ontology annotation, cellular component: plasma membrane. Lineage: Eukaryota; Metazoa; Arthropoda; Insecta; Coleoptera; Tenebrionidae. The record is from RefSeq and is a predicted model, not a curated record. Gene Ontology annotation, biological process: protein processing. The transcript has 9 exons. Gene Ontology annotation, molecular function: metalloendopeptidase activity.